Heterocephalus glaber (naked mole-rat) is the source of this 3426-nucleotide messenger RNA. NCBI's taxonomy places the organism in Eukaryota, Metazoa, Chordata, Mammalia, Rodentia, Bathyergidae. The record is from RefSeq and is a predicted model, not a curated record.
CUCUUCUGUGACUUCCGCGGGGUGUUAGAGGCAGGCAGGAAGCGGUGGGCAGGUGGUCUGAAUGGGAAUGUUCUCUUGCGUGAGAGUGGAGUCUCCCAAGGACUUGAGAGCUUCCCUGGCGCCAAGUACAGCUCUCCCGUUAGAGAUGAACGCCCUUGGAAGAAAGAGGGUGUCUGAGGUGAAUCGUCCCCCGAGCAUGGAAUUCGGAAGGACCCAGGAAGGAAAGGAUGAUUCGGGAGACCAGAGGAUCUUUAUGGGAACAAAAUCUCCCACGGAGUUAGGGCUUGAAAUCGGACUAGGAAAAGAAGAUUCCCAGUGGAGGGAGAGCCCUGUAGUUAGCGAUAAAUAUAAGGAAAGGAUGGCAUCACCAGAAACAAAAUCUCCUUUCGGCAAGGAGCUUGAAAUGGGAUUGAAAAAACAGACUAUUUCUAGGACCCUCACGGAAAGGGGCAGUCUAGAGGUCAGCAGGGUCUCAGCUUUAGAGGAAGCGAAACCCCUGGGUGUGUUACCAGGGAGGGGGGUGGGAUUGGAAAAUGAGUGUUGUCUGGCCCGCUGUCCCCAUGGAGGGGUAGCACAGCCUCCCUGGGGCGCGGCGUGUGGAAGUCCACAAGCUUCAGGGAACAGAGGAAGUCGGAUGGCCAGUGGCCCUGAGGGGAUAGAGCCUUCAAUGGGAAAGCAGCCUGUUUUAGGUAUAGAAGGGAGCCAGGAACUGGAGAAAGAACCUACCUGCGUUGUGAUGAAACCCAGCACAGAGGUGAAGCCCCCUGUGGAGGUGGAUAUUGGCCUACCCCACCCUGAGGAGUCAGAUGAAACUAAGAUUACAGAGCCCCAGAUGGGCUUGGUAAUAGAACCUUCCCAGUGCCACUUUGCCCAGCAACCUGAAGAGGCUGGAACUCUCGAACCAGGAGUGGAACCUCCAGGCUGCGUCAGACCCAUAUACUCUGGGAAAUUUGUUGAUCGGAUGCCUUGCUGGCCAACUGCAGGGAAAGUUACUCCAGUUGGUUACAGAGUUGCAACUUGCUUAACUGAAAAACUCCCUAAGCUGAUUACUCCACCGGAGGCAAAAAAGUAUUUCAACUUCCGAUAUCCACCUCCUGGAGCAGAGAGAAUAUUUUAUGGCAAAGCCAAUGAUCCUAAAAUUGCACGCUACUUGACUCAUGGGAUAAGAUCUAAAAUUUCAAUACCGGCAAGUACAUUGAUAAACCCACAGCCUAUUACCACAUUUCAACAGAAAAUUAAAGAUAAGAAAGAGUCUAUCUAUUACAGCAAUCAACGAACACCAUUAGGAAAAUCUCAUGAUCAAACACCAGGAUUACCUAAAGGACUGGACAUCAUCAAGACAACAUUUGGGACAGCAGUCAUCAGAGAAUUCUCUGCCAGAGAUGUAGUGAAUCCACCAAAACCCUCUGACGAAGUAUUUAAAGAAGGAGACAAAGGACAUGAUCUUUAUGUUGUUUCUCACAAUGAUUAUUAUGUGGGAGAAGCAAAGAACCGAAAGUAUAACCCAUCCAGUUUCCAUCGGUUUAACUUAUUUGGAGUCCCUACACCACAUUUUAAUGAUGGAAGAAACAUGGCAAAAAGUUUAUGUUGGCUCCAUGAACUACAAAUGAAAAGAGGAGCUAAAAUUGUAUCCAAGAGAGUUGAUGAUUUCAAAGAAAAGUUUCAACAUAAACUUGGAAGAGUUUUAGAUCCCAUUGCAGAAACAAUGAAUGUUCCCCCAGGCCACACAUUUGGAGCUUGUCUCUCUCCUGAGGAAUAUGGAGCUGGUGAUCUCAUCCAUAAUAGACUCCCAGGCGAGUAUCUUCGAGGGAAGGACAGACAGCGAGCCCUGAUUGCUGCAGUUCGACAUCACUUGAAGAAAUUUAAUUAUCAAAACUUUGACACUUUGCUGGCGGCCUUCAGGCACUAUGACAAGAAGGGAGAUGGGAUGAUAGACAAGGCAGAGCUGCGGGAAGCCUGUGACCAGGCCAACUUGCAUCAUCUAGAUGAGACACUUCUCAGCCAGCUGUUUGACUACUGUGAUGUGGACAAUGAUGGCUUGAUUAACUACCUGGAAUUUGCAAAUUUUCUUAACUGGAAAGACAGUAUGCCUCUUAAAGAGUAUGAAGAGAGGGUCAUUAUUAAAGGUUACCCCAUCUGUGGUGUUCCAACCAUUCGGUCUGAUAUUCCCGCCCCUCGAAUUCGUCGCAUCAGUGAUAGAACUAAUUACGGUGAAGAAGGCAAUGUGUACUGCUUACUACAUCCUACCAUCUUUGCCCAGAAAGGAGUGUUUGAAAGAGACUUCUUCAAGACCAGAUCAAAAGAAGAGAUUGCAGAGAUACUAUGUAACACUGGCGUCAAGCUCUCUGAAGAAGAAUUUGAAAAUGUGUGGAAUCUUGCAUCAAAAAAACAUCAAAGAGGAGAAGUUUGUGUUGAAAACAUCAGAAAUGUUCUAGAUGAGCUACAGCAUGCAGACCAGGUCAAGUGUAAAAAAUCCAUGUGAUGUUUGUGGCAUUCAUGAGUUUAAAUAAAAUAAUUAUUAAAUUGUGUACAACUAAAGUGUUUGCCCAUUCUGAUUUUAGGUAUGUUAAAAUUCAGCAGACAUUCUGUUUGGAUUCAUACACUGAUUACACCUUUGUGUUGUUAAUAAAUUAGAUCUUGGAUUUCAAUAUUUAAAAAAAUGUUUUCUAUAAAUCACCCAAGAACUUGACAAAUGAUUGAAGAGUCAUCCUUCAGCUCUAACAAAGACAGAGUUCAGAGUGAUAUCAGAAGUUAGGUAGUGCUUAGUAGAGUGAAGAAUUCCAUACAUUUUAGUUGGUUGUCUGAAAUUCAGUCUGGCUUGUGAUUUUGAGUUCAUAAAACUUUGCCUUCACCAUUUCAUUAUUAGGGUUCAUUAUGAAAAGACUUAAGCUUUGAAGGUUUUUAGUCUUUAUUAGCGUUUAUUAGGAUCUGAGGAAAAUAAAUUCAAUCACAAGGAUCAGAAUUUAGAUAGCAAAAACUAGACCUCCAACAAUUACAUAAUGACCAUUAAUUCUUUUUUUUUUUUUCGGUACCAGAGAUCGAACUCGGGACCUUGCGCUUGCAAGGCAGGAGGCAGAACCACUGAGCUAAAUCCCUGGCCCUAUGACCAUCAGUUCUUAAUGUCUUUCUAUGGCCAGGAAAUAUGCUACCAUUGAUGUGUCUGAAGAGAAUACACCUGACCCGUCAUUACAUGUAGCUUUAGAGGGUUAUUAAAGCAAAUUGUGCUCAACCAUUGCUUCCCUUAUGCUUUGGCUCUUUGAUGUACAAAUGUGAUGCUGAAGCCAGAUGGGGUGCAAUGCUAUUACUGUAAUACCAGGAGAGUGUAUUUCCCUAUAUCAAACAGGUGCCAGUAUGGGCUGAAUCCACAAGUGAAGUUUUUUUUUAAAAGACACUUUAUCCUCAACUCCUGCAUCUUCACUUUUUGCC